Molecule: messenger RNA, 3222 nt
Organism: Trichoderma breve
Lineage: Eukaryota; Fungi; Ascomycota; Sordariomycetes; Hypocreales; Hypocreaceae
Product: ARID/BRIGHT DNA binding domain-containing protein
Exons: 1
Coding region: 1-3222 (1073 amino acids)
Biological process (GO): regulation of transcription by RNA polymerase II
Cellular component (GO): SWI/SNF complex; nucleus
Molecular function (GO): transcription cis-regulatory region binding
Source: RefSeq, a predicted model, not a curated record
AUGAGCACCUGGAUGAACGACGCAGUCCCGAACCACAAUGGCAACGGCUUCCCGCACAUGAAUGAUCCCAGCGCUGCCAGUGCCAUGAUGGACCCUUCUGCCUUCAUGGCCAACCCGGGCCAGUUCAAUCCGGCCGCCCAGUUUUCCAAUCAACAGCAGAUGGCCCUGCAAAACGGCCCGAUGCGCCACGCCUCGCCCGCCGGCUACCAGGCAUCUCAGGUCUACCAGACCAAUUCUGUCAUUCCAUCAAAGCGGCCUCGGCCCCGUGAGGAUUCCAUCUCCGGCUCUCCCAGGCAGAAUCCGGGCAUGCUUCCGACGUCGCGCUCCGAAACGCCGCAGCAGCAGAGCUUCCCCGGCUUCCAGCCUGGCGCUAUGCCGCAGCAGAAUGCUGGCCAAUUCUCCCACCUCCAGACCAACGGCUCGGCUAACGCAAGCCCCUCGCCCAUCAUGGGCAACCAAAUGCGCCCAGGUAGUGUCCCUCAGAGGGUGGCGACGGCCUCGCCUCACCCGUUUUCCCCGGGCGCUCAGCAGUUUGCUUCUCAGACGUCGCCCAUCACCUCGGAACAUGGCACACCCCAGCCGAAUCCAUACAUGCAGAACAUGCCUCAAGGCUACAACCCGGCUUUCGCGCAAUCCCCAUCGAAUCCGCGCCCAUCACCAAAUCCAAAUGCGAUGGCGGGCAAUCCCAUGAUGGCCCAACAAAUGGCUCAGAUGGGACAACCCAUGGGCCAAAUGCCAGCUGGCAUGUAUGCUCAGUUGCAGCAACAGCAGCAGAUUCAACAGCAACAGCAACACCAGCAACAGCCCCAACAACCCCAACAACAGCAACAGCGACCCCAGAACCUGACUGAAGGGCAGAAAAUGGCCGCGUAUCAGAUGCGGCUCCAACAGCAACUCCAAGGCAACAUGCAAAUGCAGGCUCAAAUGCAGGCUCAAGGCAUGGGCCGCGGGAUGAUGGCGAAGCAGCCGCAGAUGCCUGGUGUACCAAAUGGCCAGAUGCCUCAAGGACCGAUGCGACCUCAACACCGACCAACUGGCAGCAUUAACGGAGAACAGUUUAUGAAGAAUUUGACCGGGCUCAUGAAUGCUAAAGGCCUUCCAUUAGAUCCAAAUCCCAUGAUCGGGGACCGGCUGGUCAAUCUGAUGAUUCUGUUCCAAGCUGUUCAGCAAAAGGGCGGUUCGAAGUCGGUGACCGUUGCCAAUGGCUGGGGCCAUGUCGCUCAGGCUAUGGGACUUCCGGCGCAGCAGCCUAACGUUCCCUUUUCGCUCAAACAGAUCUACGAGCGUAAUUUGUCCAAGUUUGAAGAAGUCUGGAUAGCCCAGCAGAAGCAGAGAAUGAUGCAGCAGCAACAAGCGAAUCUUGCAAACCAAGUCGCGCCGCAAAAACAGGCCCCGCCGCCUCAACAUAUGAAUCAGGGUCAAAUACAGCCGGUGCAACAACAGCAGCCGCAGCCGCAGCAACAACAACAGCAACAGCAACAGCAACAGCAACAGCAACCGCCGCCCCAGGCCCAUGUACAGCAACAUACUCCUGUGAAAUCUGGUCAACCCUCAGUCAACGGCUUCUCCACUCCUCAAACUCCACAGCAGCUUCAGCAGCCAAACGCUAUCCCUGGCCACAAUAGGAACAGCUUGUCGCGCGGCAUUGAUCCAGCUGGACCGAAUGACUUUUCAAUACCAUCGCCAGCUCACUCGCGGGCGGGAAGUAUGCUUAUGGGGCCAGCCGACGGCAGACCGGUUGGUGUCAUGAAUGCCGAGCAGCAAAUGCCACGGCCUCCCCAGAAGUCGGAUAGCUAUAAUCCUUGCGCGCGAGAGCUUUCCACGUAUGGCGGUGUCGACCUCCACGCAGCGAAUUUGUUAGGCGCAGAGCUGGAGCGGUGGAAGCCAACUGUUCCUCCAGUAAACGACCUUGGUAACAUUGAUAUAGCUGCGCUGACGCGUAGCCUGCAAAGUGGCAUACACGGAGAAGUUCGUCUUGCUCUGGACACGCUUGCGACAGUAUCCCAUUCGCCGAACCAGGCACAUUUCCUACAGCUGCGAUACUGCGAUGACUUGGUAGAUGCGCUCAUCGAUUGUGCGGAGGAGCAGCUCGAGCUAUUAACAGAGCACACGGCAGAAGUAUCCGAUGAUAUCCAGCUCACCCCAUACGAGGAGGUUGUCAGAGCAUGCCGGAUUGAGCGAUGGGCAAUUCGGGACGUUCCCGCCUUUGGCACCGACGAAUAUGAACUUGACCGAGCCGUCGAUCGAUUAGUGUGCAUCUCAACCAUUUUACGAAACGUAUCUUUCCCGGGAGAGCAGAACGACAACCACAAUAUUCUCGCUGAUGAGUCCGUCAUCAAGUUUCUCUGCACUGCCAUUCGGUAUCUCGGCACCAGGACAAUGCUUCUCCGAACUCAUAACAAUACUCUUGACUUCAUGAAGGAUGUGGUCGUCCUCCUCUCUAAUAUUGCUAGUUCGGUCGAAAUACCCGGCCGAGAACAGGCAUUGUGUCUUUUGCAGUUCUUGCUAUCAUUUGCUCCGGUUCCCAGUCCAGUAUUGACCAAUGAUACACUUUUCUUCACCAAUUAUGACCCAAGCGUUCAUACCUACCUUCCCCAUGCGGUUGAUGCAUUGGCAAAGCUUCUUGCUCGCGACGAGCCCAAUAGAGGUCAUUACAAAAACCUUUUCGCUUUCGAUGCUGCCAACGCCACUCCGCACGAGCUUCUUACUCGGACAUUUGCGCUGGCAAUCUCACCAAUUCCAGACAAAGUUCGGGAGCGCGAUCGACCGGCAAAUUUCCCCUCACUCGUUGAGGUACGGAAGCCAUACCUGAUGCAAGGCCUGUUGUCAGCAGAAAUUCUUGCGUCUCUAGCACCCGGCGCUGAGUCAAAUCUCGUCAGGAGCUGGUUGAAUGCGGGUAACGGCCUGGCGAACAACCUGUUCCGUCUCGGCCAGGAUCUGAGUCGCACGUACGAACAGCCACAACAAGCCUUUGGUCGUGGAGCAGGACGGGCCCCGCCGAGGAAAGAUCCUGAGCUUGUCUACAUCUCUGUCCUUGCGAUUGCUUUGCUUAGGCGGUUGGUGGAAAAGUCGAGAGAUCCAAAUAACCCAGCCUUUUCAGCUGCUGGAGCCUUCUUACCGACCGGGCAGGCGCUACUGGAGGCCCUAUCUAUGCAUAGCCCUGAAUGGUCAAAGGAGGGCUUAUUGCAGCAUUUGUCAACAAUCACAACUCUGGCGGGCUAA